Molecule: messenger RNA, 4312 nt
Organism: Cynara cardunculus var. scolymus (artichoke)
Lineage: Eukaryota; Viridiplantae; Streptophyta; Magnoliopsida; Asterales; Asteraceae
Product: G-type lectin S-receptor-like serine/threonine-protein kinase At2g19130
Exons: 3
Coding region: 647-4312 (1221 amino acids)
Biological process (GO): protein phosphorylation; recognition of pollen
Molecular function (GO): ATP binding; protein kinase activity
Source: RefSeq, a predicted model, not a curated record
UCGAGUCGAGUUCGAGUUCAAGCCGAGCUUAUUCGAGUCGAGUGUUGACCGAGUCGAUCUUGAGUAUCUCUUAGUUUGGCUACUUCUAAGUUAACAGGGACUGAAAUAAUCAGAGGUUGGUUGGAGAUUAAUACUAGGGUAAUACAGCUAAACCCAUUUAAUAGUAACCAGUACCAUAAAUGUCUAUAGAUUUGUGUGGACUUGAUGGAGAAAACAUGGAUGUCAAGUUCCACCAUGUAGAAUAUUUGACUCUGAAUUUGUAUCUGUGGUGAAAGGGGCGGGAUGUGACUUGUCAAACGUGUGAAAUACGAUGAUUGAUGAACUAUUCCACUGUCAAAUUGUGUUUUUAUUCAGAACUCUUUCACGACWGUCUUUCAACUUUACAGUCCACGGAGAAAGGACUUGGCAAGGAAGAAGUAUUUCAUUUUCUUUKRACUUAUUCCUGUAAUCAUUUUCCAAGCGGCUUUAGCAAGUUAGAGUGACUGGAAACCAUUAAAUGCAUGACUUUUAGGAGCUUCACCAGAGGGGUACAUUGUCAUUUCUAUAAAUCCCAUUAUCAUGUUAAUAUGUUUGUGUAUCUGAUAUCGUAUCUGUAAUCUCUCUUUCUCUCGGUACCUAUCUUCUUUGUCCAAAUUUUGUAUCAAUCAUGUGCUGCACAAAAAGUAACAGUUUAAUGGGGGUUYUGCUCCUGUAUUUCUCUCUCACCGUUUGUUUCUCAUCUGGAGCKGASACCUUAUAUGCAAAUSAGUCUCUAUCUGGAGAYCAAACAAUCAUAUCCAAAGRUGAAAACUUUGUGCUGGGUUUCUUCCAACCAGGUAACUCUUCAAACUAUUACAUAGGCAYCUGGUAUAAAAAGRUMUCUUCCAACCCUCYUACYRUAGUYUGGGUAGCAAACAGAGAAACRCCCGUAUCUGAUAGAUUCAAGUCUAAAUUAAAAGUCGUAGAUGGUAACUUAGUGCUCUUAAAUGAGUYCAACUUCCAGAUUUGGUCCACAAACGUCACCACCACCACCACCAAUUCGAAUUCUGCAGUUGUUAUUAUUCGUGAUGAUGGUAACUUAGUUUUGACAGACCAGUCAAAUUUAAUUGAAACUGUUUGGCAAAGUUUUGAUCACCCAGUUGAUACUUGGUUACCUGGUUCUAAACUUGCGUAUGAUWAUAGAACUAAAAAAAGCCAGCUUCUUACUUCAUGGAAAAGCAGAGAAAAUCCUGAUGUAGGAUUCUUUUCUUUGGAGCUUGACCCGUCAGAGAAGGCGUAUAUAAGUAAGUGGAAUAACUCCAACCAAUAUUGGACAAGUGGUGCUUGGAAUGAUAGGAUAUUCAGCUUAUCACCUGAAAUGAGGUUGGAUCACAUUUAUAAUUUCAGCUUCUUUUCGAACGAGAAUGAGAGUUAUUUCACUUAUUCAGUGUAUAAUCCUUCCAUUAUAUCUAGAUYUAUAAUGACUGCUUCAGGACAAGUUCAACAACAAACAUGGUUGGAGUCUCAGAAACAGUGGAAUAUCUUUUGGUCUCAACCUAAAACACAGUGUCAGGUCUAUGCUAUUUGUGGGCCUUUUGGUAUUUGCAGGGAGACUGAAAUGCCAUUCUGUAACUGCUUGACUGGCUUCAAGCCCGGAUCAGAGAGAGAUUGGAAUCAGAGUKAUUUCUCUGGUGGGUGUGUAAGAAAAACUGAUUUACAGUGUGGUAGAAACGUGGGAAGUCUCGAUUUUCUCAUGAUUACAGUCACGGCUCUGCCUMCAAAAAGUUCCGUGGCUGUUGGGAGUUCWGGAGAAUGUCGUACCAACUGUUUGAACAACUGCUCCUGUGAGGCUUACUCUUUUGUCGGUAAUCAGUGUUUAGUUUAUGGCGCUACUCCGAACCCAUGCAGCAAGGGUGCCCCCUUACUAGGACUGUUCUUGCAAGAGGGUGGGCCCAGCAAGGUUCAGCAUAUGCAGAAGCAGAAGCAGAAGCAGAGCAUAAUAAACAUGAUUUUAAUCGCAGAAGCAUGGCUCUUUUUCUGUUUCUUUUUCAUUCCUUUUCUCUCAUCUGGAGCUGAUACUUUGGCUGUGAAUCAAUCUCUUUCUGGAGAUGAAACACUUGUCUCUCUUGCUGGAAAUUUYGAAUUGGGUUUCUUUAGACCAGGUGAGUCUCCCAACUAUUACGUAGGCAUCUGGUAUAAAAAGGUCUCUUCCAACCCUCCUACUGUAAUUUGGGUAGCAAACAGACAAACACCCGUAUCUGAUAGAUUCAAGUCUCGAUUCAAAAUCUUAGAUGGUAACUUGGUGCUCUUAGAUGAGUCAAACACUCAAAUUUGGUCUACAGAUCUUAUGAUGUCUACUUAUUCAAGUUCGGUGUCUGUAGUUCUUCUUGAUAAUGGCAAAUUAGUUUUGAGAAAUGGUUCAAGUCCACCAAUUUGGCAGACUUUUGAACAUCCAACCCAUGCCUUAUUGCCUGGUUGUAAGCUUGGAUACAACAAGCUGACAAAUACUAAGCAGGUUUUAACUUCAUGGAGAAGUAAAGAGGAUCCUGCGGAGGGAUUCUUUUCCUUAGAGAUUGACCAAAAUGCGUCCCAGUAUGUACUGAAGUGGGAUAAAUCUGUGGAGUACUGGACUAGUGGAACUUGGAAUGGUCGUUUCUUCAGCUCAAUACCUGAAAUGAGGUCGAAUUUUAAGUAUAAUUUCAKCUUCUUUUYGAAUGAKACUGAGAGUUACUUUACUUAUUCUCUGUAUGAUAAUUCCACUAUAACUACACUUAUGAUGGAUGUUUCUGGACAAAUUCAGCAACAAGUAUGGUUUGAGUCUCCCGAACAGUGGUUUKUGGUUUGGAGWCAGCCURAAACAAAGUGUGAGAUCUAUGAUUUUUGUGGGGGUUUUGGUACUUGCAAGCAGACUACUGGAUCCGAAUUCUGUAGUUGCUUGACUAGUUUCACGCCUAAAUCAGAUAGCGAUUGGUAUCAGAGUAAUUUCUCUGGUGGGUGUGUAAGAAAAACCAAUUUGCUGUGUGGUGGAGACGUGCAAGAUCUUGAUUUUCUCAAUAUUAAAGUCAAGACUGUGCCUGCAAAUAAUUCCAUGGCAGUUGGUAGUGCUGAAGAAUGUCGUACCAACUGUUUGAACAACUGCUCCUGUAAUGCUUACACUUUUGUCAAUAAUCAGUGUUCAGUUUGGGACGGAGAUCWCUUGAACCUSUCAGAAGACGACACKAGUGACAAAACAAUCUACGUCAAGGUUGCUUGUAAAGACCUUCAACAUCGUAAAACGCGUAAAGGGGUCACUAUGAGUAYURUUGYUGGGUCUGUUGCCGGUGUGGUUUUUGUCUUGGGUUUAAUUUCGUUUAUAAUCUACAGAAAAAAGAGGMGUUUGGUUGGAAAAACGACAAUGGAGGGMWUGUUGGUGGCUUUUGUAUACARAGAUUUGCAAAUAGCCACCAAAAACUUCUCUGACAAACUGGGAGGAGGUGGUUUUGGUUCCGUUUUUAAGGGGGUUCUGCGUGAUUCAUCCGUUGUGGCAGUGAAAAAGCUUGAUAGCAUCAGCCAAGGAGAAAAGCAGUUUAGGAGUGAGGUCAGCACAAUUGGGACCACCAAACACGUUCAUCUUGUAAGCCUUCGUGGCUUUUGUGCAGAAGGCAACAAUAAGCUUUUGGUGUAUGAUUACAUGCCAAAUGGUUCUCUAGAUUCCCAUCUUUUUCAUGACAAACCAGUUUUAAACUGGAAGACAAGGUAUGAGAUUGCACUUGGAAUAGCAAGAGGGUUGGUUUAUCUUCACGAGAAGUGCAGAGACCUUAUAAUUCACUGUGACAUAAAGCCAGAAAACAUCCUUCUAGAUGCUGAUUUCUGCCCAAAAAUUACAGAUUUUGGUCUUGCAAAGCUUGUCGGUCGAGACUUCAGUAGGGUUUUGACAACUUUAAGAGGAACAAGAGGAUAUCUAGCACCAGAAUGGUUAUCAGGGGUGGCGGUGACAGCCAAAGCAGAUGUUUUUAGCUACGGAAUGUUGCUCUUUGAAUUAGUAAACGGUAAGCGAAAUGCAGAGCGAUCUGAAGAUUCAAGGGGUACAUUCUUCCCUUGUUUGGCUGCAAGCGUAGUUAUGGUGGGAGGUGACAUCCUUAGCCUACUAGACAGCAAGUUAAACAGGGAAGCCAGCAUUGAAGAAGUGACUAAAAUUUGCAAAGUUACAUUUUGGUGCAUCCAAGAUGAGGAAGAUAAUCGGCCUUCGAUGAGUGUGGUGGAACAGAUACUUGAAGGGGUUUUGGAUGUGAACAUGCCUCCAGUCCCACGAUCCAUCCGGCUCUCCGUUGAUAACACGGAGCCCAUUGUUUUCUUCGCCGAAGUAACAAGCUAG